UGACAGGAAGUGGGGAGCAGAUCAGAGACCAGUCAAUAGCCAAUCACGAUGCUGUGUGAGGGAGGACCAAAUGCUCGCUAAAAACUAAAGAGCACCACACUUGUGACAAAGAUACCAUUAGUUGUCUGACCAGCACAUCUACUUACCAGAAAAACAGCGACCUCUGAACUGUGCAAUGGUUCACCUGACUGUCCUCGGCCUGCUGGCUGUCCUGGCUAUGGUCACGAUGAGCCCCACCAUUGCUGCUCCUUCUUUCCAAAGUCGAGAGGAAUUACUGGCAGAGCUGAAGAGGGUGUUAACUGAUUAUGAAGACCCUCGUGGUUUGAUGUUAACAAACAACCAAGAUGUCUCAUCAGAGAUGAUGGAGAAGCGUCUAGAGGCAAACGAGGACUCUGUGGACAGCAGCGAGGAUUCGGACCCGCCAUCCAAACGAGAUUUCUCCUUCAAGUUCAACAACUGCCGCUUCGGUUGUCCUAAACGAUCAAGAGCCGAUAAAGGAAGGAGCCUCGAGCAGUAGCCACGAAAGCCUCAAAUGUUGUCAACAGUUCAACGCUGUCUCAGUUGACUGUCUCCACAUCUCGCACCCGACAUCGAUGUCGCUCUAACAAUGGUGAAGGCUGUCUGCAAAUGUUUCCACAGUUCCAACUGCCAUUCAUGUCACCUUACAAUACUUUGUCUUCCUCACUGUAAAGGCCACCUGGCGAUCGUCCUCCAAAGCCUGGGUGUCUUGUGCUUUGUAAUGUAAAGAUUGACAUUAAAUAACUGUUAAUCUC
Pomacea canaliculata is the source of this 773-nucleotide messenger RNA. RefSeq lists its product as uncharacterized. The record is from RefSeq and is a predicted model, not a curated record. The coding region runs from base 176 to 517 and encodes 113 amino acids. Lineage: Eukaryota; Metazoa; Mollusca; Gastropoda; Architaenioglossa; Ampullariidae. The transcript is spliced from 6 exons.